AGAGAGCCCUGCUGUCGCUCUCUGCCUCACUGAUUCCUCCUCCUCUGAAGGCAACGGAUGGCUGCUCUCCCCCCUCUGCAUGGGCACCGCAGGAUGUGAAGGGGCACCAUGGGUUUUAUGGAAUUUUACCUCGAGAUUGAUCCCGUCACGCUCAACCUCAUCAUCCUGAUCGCCAGCUACGUGAUCUUGCUCUUGGUCUUCCUGAUCUCGUGCAUACUCUAUGACUGCAGGGGCAAAGAUCCCACCAAAGAGUACGCGCCAGAGCCUCCCGCCGCCCCCAGCCAAUCUCCCAUCAGACUGGUGGUCAUGCAAGGUUCGCCUGCUUCGGGCCGCUGGGACCAGAACAACAUGGUCACAGCGUACGAGACGCCAGCCACCGACGUGCAGGAGAAGAGGAGCACGUUGGUCUGAAGCAACGGACAUGCGGGUGUCCUUUGCAGCUGCGUACUCCCA
Molecule: messenger RNA, 453 nt
Organism: Megalops cyprinoides (Indo-Pacific tarpon)
Lineage: Eukaryota; Metazoa; Chordata; Actinopteri; Elopiformes; Megalopidae
Gene: smim36
Product: small integral membrane protein 36
Exons: 1
Coding region: 109-411 (100 amino acids)
Source: RefSeq, a predicted model, not a curated record